Molecule: messenger RNA, 383 nt
Organism: Dentiscutata erythropus
Lineage: Eukaryota; Fungi; Glomeromycota; Glomeromycetes; Diversisporales; Gigasporaceae
Source: the annotation of a GenBank genome assembly
AAGAAUUAGCCGAAGGUAUUCGAUAUAGCAAUAUUAAUGAAUUUGAAGAUUAUUCAGCACCGAAUAUUGAUUAUGAAAAUGAAUCUCAGCCUAGACUUAGAAUACCAUAUAGUUUUGAUGAUAUAUUAAUUUGGCUAUUAAAAUUUCAAAGUAAUUUUAAAGUGCCUGAAACAGCUAUCGAAAUUUUAAUUAAAUAUAUUCAUCAAUUAUUAUGUGAGUUUGGUGAUGAAAAUCUUUUUAAAGAUUUUUCAACCUCAAUGUAUAUGCUUCGAAAACAUCUUAAAAUCAGUAACUUUAUAACAUAUUCAGUAUGUUUAAAAUGUGACAAACUAUAUACUAAAAAAGAGGUUGUUGAUUCAUGGGAUAAUAAUGGACAAUUAUCA